UCUUUCUUGGAGGAGAGCGCUGUUUCCAACGGCCGCCUCCUCCCCUCCCUGGGCUCAUGGAGCCUCCAGAAUAUAAAAACUCCCCUCAGCCCAGUCGUUACACACAUCUCCUCCAUGCAUCGACCACAACGGGGAAAUAACAGCUAUCCCUCGUUCGACUUAGACUUUGCUUCACUUCUUUCUCACCUCCCUAUCGAGCUACCAACUGUACAGUUUCAACUUUUCUACCAUUUUUUUUCAUUCGCGUCUGCAAAACGUAAACAAAGCGAAACAUGUCUAUCCUCCAGAGCAACCUUGCCCGCCUCGGAUCCAAGACGCUUCUGUCAGAUGCGAUGACCGCUCCGUUCCUGCUGAAAGCCUGCGCCCUCCACAAGACGCCCAGCAGCGACUCCGUUCGCGUCGCCACGGACCACGACGCCGACAGUCUGGUGCCCCCUGCUAUCCAGAUGCAGGAGGAAGGCAAAGCAACCCGGGUGAAGUCGCUCAAAGAGAUGCCUGGUCCCAGCGCCGUCGGCAACCUGGUUGAAUUCUUCUACCGAGACGGGUUUGCCAGGAUCCACGAAAUUCAGAUGGAGCACAGUCAGAAGUAUGGGAAGAUCUUCAAGUCGCGGUUCGGGCCGCAGCUGGUGGUGUCGAUCGCGGACCGCGACCUUGUGGCUCAGGUGCUGAGGGCCGAGGGGGUGGCGCCCCAGAGGGCCAAUAUGGAGUCCUGGCACGAGUACCGCGAGCUCAGGGGACGCUCCAACGGACUCAUCUCCGCCGAGGGCGAGGACUGGCUGAAGAUGCGCAGCGUGCUCCGCCAGCUGAUCAUGCGCCCCCGUGACGUGGCCGCCUUCUCUGACGACGUGAGCCAGGUGGUGGGCGACCUGGUGGGCCGCAUCAGGCACCUCCGCACCCUGCAGCCCGACCAGCUCACCGUCCUCAACCUCAACGACCUCUUCUUCAAAUACGCCAUGGAGGGCAUCGCCACCAUCCUGUACGAGGUGCGGCUGGGCUGCCUGGAGGACAAGAUCCCCAAGACCACGUCGGAGUACAUCGCGGCGCUGCACCUGAUGUUCGCCUCCUUCAAGACCACCAUGUACGCCGGGGCCAUCCCCAAGUGGCUGCGGCCCGUCAUCCCCAAGCCCUGGGAGGAGUUCUGCAGCUCGUGGGACGGCCUCUUUGGCUUCAGCCAGAUGCACAUCGACAACAAGCUUGCGGAGAUCAAGGAGAAGGUGGCGCGAGGAGAGGAGGUGCGCGGGGGGCUGCUCACACACAUGCUGGUCACCCGGGAGAUGAACAAGGAGGAGAUCACAGCCAACAUGACCGAGAUGCUGCUGGCUGGAGUCGACACGACCUCCUUCACGCUGUCGUGGGCCGCCUACCUGCUGGCGCGCCACCCUGAGGUGCAGCAGAGGAUCUUCCAGGAGGUGACCCGGAGCCUGGGUGGCCGCCCCCCCACUGCUGACGACGUGCCCAACCUGCCCCUCAUCAGAGGCCUGGUCAAGGAGACGCUCAGGUUGUUCCCCGUGCUCCCUGGAAAUGGUCGCAUCACUCAGGAUGAUCUGGUUGUGGGCGGAUACUUCAUCCCCAAAGGGACCCAGCUGGCUCUGUGCCACUUCUCCACAUCCAUGAACGAGGAGAGCUUCCCCAAGGCAGAAGAGUUCAAGCCAGAGCGCUGGCUCCGUAAGGACCAGACCGACCGCGUGGACAACUUUGGCUCCAUCCCCUUUGGCUACGGCAUCCGCAGCUGCGUUGGCCGCAGGAUAGCCGAGCUGGAGCUGCACCUCGCCCUCACACAGAUGCUCCAGAACUUCCGCAUCGAGGUCUCCCCCUUGACAGACGACGUCAAAGCCAAGACUCACGGCCUGCUCUGUCCUGGCGGGCCCGUCAACUUGAGGUUUGUGGACAGGGUUUGAGCGAGCCUCCUCCUCCUCCUGCCCCACUCGCCUCUUCUCGCCUUACCUCACACAUCAAGAGAUGCUUUGAUAUCCAACCUGAUGAUGUCUGUAUGUGUGUGUGUGUGUGUGUGAGUCGACAAAAAAAUAACAAGCGUGCCAAAUUCCACAUCUCCUGAAAAACUCUGUGGCUAGCACAGCCCACAGGGUGUUAGCAAGCAGCAGGUGGAUUUUUAACGUUCUUUCUAUCUAUUCACGUUUGUUCAGACAGACACAUAGGCCAGUGUUCACUGGGACACAAGAAUGCUAGCAGAGGUUAGCUGCUUUUAGGGCUCUACUGACUAGCUCCCUCAGUAGGCUACCAACAGAGCGGUGUUCAUGCCAUGUCUACGUGUGUGUGUCAGCUGGUGUGUAUGACUGUGACUGCCUUGCAGUUAUACAAAAAUGUUGGCACACCAUAGGUAUAGAGAUACAGUGAGAGUACGUACACACAAGGUCCCUACUACUGUGACUGAGCUGGCCACUCACUCUCAGAUAAUUUUAGACCAAACAGCUACUGUAACAGUAGGUUUUUAUCCCAGGGUUCAGACAGCAACACUGUUAUUACAAGUGAAAUGCAGUGGUAUUGGUUUUUAAAAGCUGUUGAAGUAGUGGCGGUUGUAGAUUAAAUGUACUGUGAAAAUAUGUUACCAGCUUUUAUCAUUUUUAUGAAACAUCCUUGGAAUAUGUAUUGCUAUGACAGACUGCUGUAAACCCAGUCUUUGUUUGAGCUUUGCCACAGUUGCCUUUCUAUACAAGUUUCCUCCAGUGCCAAGUUCAGCAGUAGGCCACUCCAUAUUGUGCGCCUAUCAAGAUCUUAGUGAAAUGUGCCACCUAGUGGCAAAAAAAUACAUGUUUAUUUUCAGGGCAACUAGAUAUGGAACUUCAUCAAACAUCAAAAAUCUUUUAUGAACAGCAUUGGGGAAUGAUGCAUUACAAAAGUUAUUAUUACAAGUAAUCCAUUACUUUUUUGCUAUAACGCAGUAAUGUAUGGCAUUAUAGGGGGAAAGCUGUACUAGUUAUGAAUUGUCCACAACAAGAGCGAACUACGCUGCCUGAUAGCGGAGGUAGCAGAAGAAGUUUUGCCUUGAAUUCGCUGUAUUCGCUUUGGACGUGACACUGACAUGUUUGAUUUAGCUAAUCACAUAACGGCUCUGGCUUGACAGCCUGGGACAUUCGGAGUUAUGAACAUUCCAAUUGGUUUUCACCGAGCCACAUAUCAGCUUUCAGUUCGCUUCGCUCAUGCCGAAUUUGCUCUGAUCGCGUGCCCUCCAUAGAGAAAUAAUGACUUCCGUCGCUCCGUUAGCGUAGGUCGCUCUGUGUGUGAACAAGGCAUAAUAACACUGCUAGUAAGUUACAAUACAAAGUGUUCUAGGGGAGGACCCCAGACCCCCUGUGCGAUUGAGGUGUUUUUUUGUUUUUUUUUCUCCAGAGAGUUGGCAACCCUACCUGCCCAAUACUGUUUAUGAACAUGCGACCGUUAUUGUGUGAAUGAGAGAUAUUGAGUUGUACAUUUUCUUUGUGUUAUUGAACUUAGUAACACUCAUAGUUGAUGUACGGUCCAGAAGGUACAACAGAUUGGAAAAAUGGAAGAUGUAUAUCUAUUGCAAAAAGGUAAUGUUUGAAUGUAGCCUUCUAGAAAGGGAUAAGUAUGUUUUCCUAAGGGUUUUAGAAUGUGCUCAAAUGUACUGUUACUGUUCUUUGAUUGAUUUAUUUGGUCUGAAACCUGUGCCUACACUUCUUCCCGUUUUGUCCUAUUUUUAUCUGCUUCAGCCUUCCACUAGGCCUAGUUUAAUGUAACGAUUGCAAUGUACAACUGUAAUGUCUAUUUGACGUACAAUGUCAUAAAUCAUGAUCUCUAAAUAUCACCAUAAUGUUCUUUUAAACUUGUCAAUUCUGUACACAUAUCAGCUUUGCACUUGCUCUGUGAUGACACUGUAAUAAAGAGGUUACGAUCUGA
Messenger RNA from Engraulis encrasicolus (European anchovy), 3876 nucleotides. RefSeq names its product cytochrome P450 27C1 (gene cyp27c1). Gene Ontology annotation, cellular component: mitochondrial inner membrane. The record is from RefSeq and is a predicted model, not a curated record. NCBI's taxonomy places the organism in Eukaryota, Metazoa, Chordata, Actinopteri, Clupeiformes, Engraulidae. The transcript is spliced from 9 exons. Gene Ontology annotation, molecular function: monooxygenase activity; iron ion binding; oxidoreductase activity, acting on paired donors, with incorporation or reduction of molecular oxygen. Gene Ontology annotation, biological process: cellular response to peptide hormone stimulus; cortisol metabolic process; C21-steroid hormone biosynthetic process. Bases 273 to 1898 code for a protein of 541 amino acids.